AUGGUUCCGUAUGUUCAUCCGAAGGAUCCAAGUGUACAGAUGAACAUGGAUGAUGGCGAGGGGCCAAGUGCAGAAGUGAAUGAGAUUGAAGUGGAUCAGGUCAACGCACCAGAGGAAGAUGGAGUAGCUCCAGUAGUAGCUCCAGUAGGCAUGCAACCUGGUGGAGUGGCUGACGAGGGGGAGACUGUGGGUGCCAUUGUGGACGAAAUGGAAAAAGAGGAUAGUGACAACGAGCGUGUCGAGGAAGAUGAUUCGUCAGAUGAUGACGAGAACAAUAUUAAUCCAGCUGAAUGGGCUAGUGAUGAUUUUUCUGGUUUGGUCAUCUCUGAAGGGGAAAAUGUGAGAUGGGAGUACAAGGAAAACGAGAUUAUCGAGGGAGCGAGGUAUGGUAAUGGAGAAGACAUGAAGGAGGCGUUGGUAUACUGGAUGACUACGGUUCCGAUGGUGUUCGACAUCUGUGUCGAGCCGCACGCACCUUACCGCGUGAUGCGGCAGUUCGGCUUCCGUCAGUCCUUUCCAGUCCCGUUUCCGGCGGGCGUCACGGCUGCCGUUCACCGGUACUCGCGCAAGGGUCAGCACUCAGCUGGUCACUGGCCUGCCAAGUUGGGGCCUUUUCUCGACGACUGGUUGCUUGCUACCGAGGAGGUCGUGGACCACGCGGGAGAGCCACACACGGAGGAGGGGUAUGAGGCGUACCUACGUUGGUAUCAGCCACGCACCCGUACUAGAGUCACCUACGCUCCGACGGAGCAACAGGCCCACGCCGCGAGCGCCAGAGACCUCUACGCCAGGCACCGCGACCAGGACUUCGCUCGUGCGGUGAGUACCUUGCAUCGCACCAUCGUCUCAUCAUCCUUUCUGUUGGACAAAGGCUACGAAUAUUUACGUUGUAAUUAACCGUGCAGGCCGUUGAGUGCAACAGGGUCGUCGUUGAUGCUACAACGGCGAUCCAACGGUUAGGCGCGGGGAUUGAGGUGGGGGCAGACGAGCACCUGUCGACGUACACGCGGAUACGGGACUCGAUGCGCUCGGUUCUCCGUGCGCUGACCUGUCGUGCUGCCGACGUUGCUCAGGCAGACGCAGCACCACAGGUGCGUCCCCGACCGACUGCUCCUCGUCCAGCUGCGCACGUUCCUACGCCGACACCCCCUCCCUUCGGAGGUACGUAUAUUCAAGGUCUAUUUGUACAUCAUCAAUCAAUUGAUACUCAAUUUAUGUGUAAGCUUACAAGUGUCGCGUCGUCGAUGUGUAGGCUUCGCUCAGCCUGGGACGACGCCGGGCGCCCACUCCUGGCAGGCUGCGGGGUCAUCGUCACAGGCAGGUGUGUCGGCCUCGCUGUCUGCGCAGUUCUGGCAGGACGCCGGGACUUCGUCACAGCCGCCCGGCACGUCUUGGCAGGGUCCUACCGGGACUUCGUCCGAGCACGGGUGGGCUUCCGCCACGCACUUCGACAUUAGUGACUUCGACUUCCCGGACAUUAUCGGUCCCUCACAGCUUGGAGGCGCACCGCCGGUGCACACGCAGGAGCAGUCGCCCUCCACCCCACUCCCAGACCCUCGCGCUACCCGUGCUGUCCCACCGGAUCGCUUCACGUACUCCCAGGACCACGUGCGAGCACAGGCCCGGAGGACCAAGCGGGGUCGCGGCGCGAGUCACGGCCAGUAGAGCAGACAUCUCUUUAUUUUUCUUUACAUUCUUGUACUAUAUGGUUGUAAACUGAAUAUGUUGUUGUUUAUAUUCGGGACUCGCAUUCC
This is a messenger RNA of Oryza sativa Japonica Group (Japanese rice), 1754 nucleotides long. NCBI's taxonomy places the organism in Eukaryota, Viridiplantae, Streptophyta, Magnoliopsida, Poales, Poaceae. The record is from RefSeq and is a predicted model, not a curated record.